Molecule: messenger RNA, 215 nt
Organism: Funneliformis mosseae
Lineage: Eukaryota; Fungi; Glomeromycota; Glomeromycetes; Glomerales; Glomeraceae
Source: the annotation of a GenBank genome assembly
GAUUUGUUGAAGUUGAAACACCUAUAUUAUUUAAAUCAACAUCUGAAGGAGUAGGAGCAAGAGAAUUUAUAGUACCAACAAGAACAAAAGGAUCAUUUUAUGCAUUAACACAAAGUCACGCAACAGGAGGAAUUGACAAAUAUUUUCAAAUGGCGAAAUGUUUACGUGACGAAGAUCUUAGAACUAAUAGACAACCGGAAUUUACUCAAGUGUGA